AUGGACUGCUGCCUGCCUGUGGCUGACGAGCCCACCUCCCCAAAAAAAGCAAAGAGCACCCCUGACCGCCGUGACUUGGAGAGCUGGUUCCCACCCCCUUCCCCGGAGUGGGCCAUCGUGAGGGUCAUCCCUGAGGAGGAGAUGACUGAGCACAACCUUCUCGCUAUCAGAGUCAUGGUCACCAGUGAUGCAAGCAGCUCUGAGGUGGAGUCUGAUUUUAAUGGUGACUCCUCGAAUUCAGAGGUGAGUGAAGGACAGACCUUGCUACUUGAACCCCCAGCCUGCUUGAGCCCCAUCCAGAGGCAUUCAUCGCUUGUCAGGAGCCCUGUGGAGCCAGAGGAAAAACCCAAAACAUCCAAAGUUGCUGAUGCACUGCAGAGAGCCAACAGUUUUCACUCCACAGCAUUGAACAAGUAUCAGAAUUGGAGGAGAAAACUCCAGACGAGUUUCCCUCUACUGUCCGGCAAGAAAGUGGGGCUGCACUGGAAGGACAGCUCAGCCAGCUGUCAAAGUGGUCCUGGAGAGGAUCACUCCCAAACACAGAACUGCACCAGAGGCUCUCCACAAACCCCUCCUGGGAAUGGGACACCAGCUGAUGAUUUUUCUGAGCCUGAAGAUGUAAGUGGUGACAUAUACACAGCCCAGGGCUGGAAGGAAAAAAAUAAGAAAUAUACCUCUGGACCAGAAAAUUUUAACAGGAAGACAAAAGUACUGUCACCUUUGGAUUUGAAAGAAAAAUAUGACAAAAAUAGAAGGCAACCAGAAGAAAAGCUUGAGCAAGAAUUAAAGGAAGCAAAAAAGAGGCUGAUGCAUUGUACUCAACAGCAGCCUUUGUCAUAUGAUUCAAAUGGGAUGGACUUAGGUGGAACCAGUCCAGGAAUAAGGCGUAAUGGAGACAAAAGAGUAAUACAGACUUCAAACAAAGGAGUAAUAGAGACUUCAGAGGAGAAGAAUACUGACUGUAGAAAGGAUGUGUUCAAAAUACCUCGUUGUCCUGUCCCACUGUCAUUUGCAGGUGAUGCUCCACCAACUUUGCCAGUUGACAGAAAAGAUGCUCUGAGGAGUCCAGAUGCAGUUGCCAGGGAGCAUGUGGCUGGCCAGCCAAAAUCCCCACUAAGGCUCAUAGCCAAUGUGAUCAAGAGAUCCAUUUUGGAGCCUCUAACCUCAUCUCCAGAAGGACUAAAGCAAGACUCAGACAGCAAAGUCAAAGACUCUUCAGAACAACCUUUCUUCAGCUUCCCCAGUACUCCUGGCUAUUCCCUAGGCCAAAGAAACAGUAACAAUAACAGAGCAAGGAACACUCAGCCACAGGUGUUUAAAGUAGGGGAGGGGGCAGGAGAAUGUUUAGGAAAUGGAAGCCCUGUCUCAAAUCCAUCUCAUUUUUCUGUAUGCUCUGAAGACAGAUCCCCAAGGAAUUACAGUGAGGAGGUAUCCUACCCAGUCUACAGUCCUCACACCAGGUCUUCCAAGAUAACCAAUACACCUCAUAAAUCAUCUUGUAGUAGGAUGGAGGAUGUCCCAGGACUCCUUGAAAAGUUUACCUUUGAAGAGACUCCUCCAGAGGCUCCCACAGAUGGCAUAUAUAUCUGUAACAAAAAGUGCCUCCUUUCAUCACCGGGACCCAAGAACACCUCCAGGGACAAUCUGGAUGACUCUGCACAGAGGGGUAGUCUUGGGUCACUCUUUGGUAGACUGAGAAGUAAAGUCUGUGACCGAGAAGGGAAUUCCUUCAUGUCAUCUCUGCCUUUCAUGAAGGACCAUUUUCCAGAAGACAGACCACAGUAUUCUUCCACAGGAUGUGAACACGUACCUGUCAGAAAAACUACUGAGUAUUAUACUUCUUCCUCUGACGAUGAUUUUGAAUCCAAGCCUUCAUUAACACACAAGGCAAAAAGGACUCUCAGGAGGAGACGGAAGCUAGAGAAGGAGACAAAGCAACUGAUUAAACAAGAAGAGCUGAAGAGGCUUCACAAAGCACAGGCAGUUCAGCGCCAGCUAGAAGAAUUAGAGGAAAGACAAAGAGCUCUGGAGAUUUUUGGUGUCAAACUGGAGAGAGAGCUAAGAGGAGAAUCAAAUUCAGGCACAAAGGAUGAAACUCAGAUGCUGCAUGAAUGGUUUGAGCUGGUCCUGGAGAAGAACAAAUUAAUGCGUUAUGAGUCUGAGCUUCUGAUUAUAGCCCAAGAACUAGAAUUGGAGGACCACCAAAGCAGGUUGGAACAGAAGCUGAGAGAGAAAAUGGCCAUUGAUGACAGCCUUAAAGAUGAGAUGGAUCUGAAUGAGGAGGAUGAAAUUUUUGCUGAGAUGAUGAAAGUGGUUGAGCGAAGGGACAAACUUGUGUCUACCUUAGAAGAGCAGAGAGUGAAAGAAAAAGCAGAAGACCAGCACUUUGAAAGCCUUAUAUCAUCUAGAGGCUAUCAGCUGAGCAGGAUUUAA
Molecule: messenger RNA, 2433 nt
Organism: Chaetura pelagica (chimney swift)
Lineage: Eukaryota; Metazoa; Chordata; Aves; Apodiformes; Apodidae
Gene: MICALCL
Product: MICAL C-terminal like
Exons: 12
Coding region: 1-2433 (810 amino acids)
Source: RefSeq, a predicted model, not a curated record